GUGUCUGGAAAAAUGAAGUGUGGAGCAGCAUACUGAGUACAAGUGGGGGAAGACAUGGCAUGAACACAGCCUUAUACUGUUUAGACAAGCUUUUACUGUGCGCGCGUUGGAAACUUAUUUUGGAAACCGUCUCUCUGCAGGCUUUUGGACACUGAGAGGUUUACCGAAAACAACAAUUAAAAGAAAAAGACAAGAUCUCCCGAAGUCCGUAAAGUAACACAUUGCUAUUUGGCUCCCCAAACGAGCCAUUCGUGUUGGUGCGUUUGCUUCAAAUAAGGAUACGUUGGUGGACAUGUGAAUUUUAAAGGAGAUAACCGGCAAGCACAACAAUGAAACAAGCGACUGUCCUGCGGUGCAUCGACUUUUUCCUGACUUGCUGCUUGUUUGGGUCGAGCUCGUCACAAUCAGUAUGUGCUGGCACAGAAAACAAGCUGAGUACGCUGUCAGACUUGGAGCAGCAGUAUCGCACCCUGAGGAAGUACUACGAGAGUUGUGAAGUCGUAAUGGGCAACCUGGAGAUCACAAGCAUUGACCACAGUCGGGACCUCACUUUCCUCAGAUCUAUUCGAGAAGUGACAGGCUAUGUGUUGGUGGCUCUGAACCAAUUUGACUACUUGCCUCUGGAGAACCUGAGAAUCAUCCGAGGGAAUAAGCUGUACGAGGACCGCUACUCGCUUGCGAUCUUCCUCAACUACAGACAUGACGGAAACUUCGGUCUGCGUCAGCUGGGUCUGAGGAACCUCACAGAGCUCCUGAGUGGCGGUGUGUAUGUGGACCAAAACAAGUUCCUGUGUCAUGCAGACACCAUUCAUUGGCAGGACAUUGUCAAAAACUCGGGCGUGUAUCCUGUGGUGGUGCCCAGCAACAGCAGUGUAACAUGUCAGAAAUGCCAUCGCUCCUGCAAUGGUCGUUGCUGGGGACCCAAAGAAGACCAGUGUCAAACCUUAACUAAGACAGUGUGUGCGGAGCAAUGCGAUGGCCGUUGUUUUGGUCCCUAUGUGAGUGACUGCUGCCAUCGUGAGUGUGCAGGUGGCUGCUUUGGUCCAAAGGACACUGAUUGCUUUGCUUGCACAAACUUUAACGACAGUGGGGCUUGUGUGACCCAGUGCCCCCAGCCUUUUGUGUACAACCCGACCACCUUCCAGCUGGAACGCAACCUCAGGGCAAAAUACACUUAUGGAGCCUUCUGCGUCAAGAAGUGUCCGCAUAACUUUGUGGUGGAUCAGAGCUCCUGUGUGAAAGCAUGUCCCAGUAACAAGAUGGAGGUGGAGGAGAACCGCGUCAAGAUGUGCAUCCCUUGUACUGACAUCUGCCCAAAAGCAUGCGACGGCAUCGGCACUGCCAGUCUACAGACAGCUCAGACAGUCGACUCCAGUAACAUCGAAAAGUUUGUCAACUGCACCAAAAUAAAUGGAAAUUUGGUGUUUCUCAUCACUGGAAUCAAAGGGGAUGUCUACCAUAACAUUGAAGCUUUGGACCCAGAAAAACUGAAUGUGUUUCGCACUGUUCGGGAGAUUACAGGCUUUCUGAACAUCCAGUCUUGGCCCGACAACAUAACAGACUUGAGUGUUUUCAGCAACUUGGUUACAAUUGGGGGAAGAUCUCUCUACAGUGGGAUCUCCCUGCUGGUGUUAAAGCAGCACGGCAUCUUAUCACUUCAACUGCAGUCUCUCCGAGAGAUCAGUGCCGGGAAUGUCCACAUUGCAGAGAACAGCCAGCUGUGCUUCUACAACACGGUCAAUUGGACUCGACUGUUCCGUGCUGCAAACCAGAAAGCUUUGACUCGCAAUAACAGAAGCCCCCUGGAGUGUACCAAGGAGCAUAUGGUGUGCGACCCUCUGUGUUCCAUCGCCGGGUGUUGGGGUCCUGGCCCGGACCAAUGUCUGUCAUGCCGGGAUUUCAGAAGGGGGCAAACUUGUGUGGAAAACUGCAACCUUUAUGAAGGGGAGAUCCGAGAAUAUGCCAACGGGUCGGUGUGUGUGGAGUGUGAUGCCCAAUGUGAGCGAGCUGACGACGACUCUUUGACCUGCCGCGGUCCGGGCCCAGAGCAUUGUAUGAAAUGCCUUCAUUUUAAGGAUGGCCCAAACUGUGUGGAAAAGUGCCCUGACGGCCUGCAAGGAGCCAACAGUUUUAUCUUCAAGUACGCGGAAAGCAACAACGAGUGUCAUCCUUGCCAUGCCAACUGCACACAAGGGUGCACUGGACCAAGACUUCAAGACUGUAUUGGCUGGAUGGACAGAACUCCUCUGAUCGCAGCAGGGGUGAUCGGCGGCCUCUUCAUGGUGGUUAUCAUUGUGCUGAGCGUGGCGGUAUCUGUGCGCCGGAAGAACAUCAAGAAGAAAAGGGCCCUUCGUCGCUUCCUGGAGACGGAAGUAAGUAAGCUGGUGGAACCUUUGACACCCAGUGGGACAGCACCUAACCAAGCUCAGCUGCGCAUUCUGAAAGAGACAGAACUAAAAAGGGUCAAAAUCCUCGGUUCUGGGGCCUUUGGGACUGUUUACAAGGGUAUUUGGGUUCCAGAGGGUGAAACAGUCAAGAUACCCGUUGCUGUUAAGAUCCUAAAUGAAGCCACUGGACCAAAGGCCAACGUGGAAUUUAUGGACGAGGCCCUGAUCAUGGCUAGCAUGGAGCACCCUCACCUGGUGCGUUUGCUGGGUGUCUGCUUGAGUCCCACCAUCCAGCUGGUUACGCAACUGAUGCCUCACGGGUGCCUUCUCGAAUACGUCUACGAGCAUAAGGACAACAUCGGAUCCCAGCUGUUGCUCAACUGGUGUGUCCAGAUUGCCAAGGGGAUGAUGUAUCUGGAGGAGCGUAGGCUGGUCCACAGGGAUCUGGCAGCUCGCAAUGUCCUGGUGAAAUCCCCCAACCAUAUCAAGAUCACCGACUUUGGCUUGGCCCGCCUGCUCGAUGUUAAUGAGAAGGAAUAUAAUGCAGAUGGAGGCAAGAUGCCCAUUAAAUGGAUGGCCCUGGAGUGUAUUCACUACCGAAAGUUUACUCAUCAGAGUGAUGUUUGGAGUUAUGGGGUAACAAUAUGGGAGCUGAUGACGUUUGGAGGGAAACCAUAUGAUGGAAUUUCAACCAGAGAUAUUCCAGACCUACUGGAGAAAGGGGAGCGCCUCCCCCAGCCACCCAUCUGCACUAUUGACGUCUACAUGGUCUUAGUCAAAUGCUGGAUGAUCGAUGCAGAUAGCCGACCCAAAUUCCGAGAGCUGGCAGCAGAGUUUACCAGGAUGGCCCGUGAUCCGCAGCGAUACCUCGUCAUUCAGGGUGAUGACCGUAUGAAACUACCCAAUCCCAACGAUAGCAAGUUCUUCCAGAGUCUCCUGGAUGAAGAGGAGUUGGAAGACCUGAUGGAUGCUGAGGAGUAUGUGGUGCCCCACACUCUAAAUUCCCCACCUUUGACGUACACCUCACAAACACGCUUGGAUCCCGGCAAGAUCGCCUACCAGGACCCGAAUUUUAGUCGGCAAGACAUGCUAGCCACCCUCCCAAGAGUCCCCCCCGUUACUGGAGCCUGCAUUGUGUCCCAAGAUCCGGCCUUAGUAGCACAGAGUGUUGGUGGAUUUGCCCGUUCCAAACAUGAGGAUCCACGGUGUAACGGCACCCUGAGGAAACAGGCCUCUCCGAGAUCAAGUGUCCUUGUAGCUGGCUCAGGCGUCACUGCAGGACAAGGUGGACGAGAGGACUGCAGUGGGCAGCGUUACAGCUCUGACCCGACUGCUUUCCUGGCAGAACGAGGAGGCAAAGGGGAGAAGGAACAGGAGACGUAUACUGCCAAGAAGAGUUCAGACUUUAUCAACCCUGUAGAAGAAAACCCUUUCAUUACACGUCGGAGGAAUGGUGAAGCUCAUGCAGUGGUUGAUGGAGCAGGCUGCCACACUCUGCACAUGACAGGAGCAUCUUCUGCUGGUACCACCGCUGCAGCCGCCUCCAAUAGCCACUCCACCCACAAGAACGAUGAGUAUGUCAACGAGCCACUUUACCUGAAUACCUUCCUUAACCCCGGGGACAAGAACGCAUACGCUUCUGCGGUCUCCUUCUCUCUCCCGGGGACUUCUGCUGCCCAAACAGUAUCACAGACAGUCAACAAAUCAACAUCGAGCCACGCGGCCGCCUCCUCCGGAUAUGUGCUCGCCCCCGCUCACCUCCCACACCCGUACCCAUCACACACCCUGCACCCGGGGCAUUCGGGACAUGCGAUGCACUCAGGCAUUACCGGUGGCACCAUCAUGUUUGAUAAGAAAAGCAAGAAAGCCACUUUUGACAAUCCCGAAUACUGGCAGCACAGUCUCCCCCCAAAAACAUCUCUACACAAUCCGGAGUACCUGCAGGACUGCAGCACACGCUUCUUUUACCGACAGAACGGACGCAUUCGCCCUGCUGUUGCCGAAAACCAGGAAUACUUGUCCGAGGCGGCUAUGAAAGCCGGUAAUGUGUUACCACCCCCCCCUUACAGACAAAGGAACACAGUGGUGUAGUCGCCCAGCUGUAGCACAUGAAAAAGACGGAGGGGGGUAAAGGAGAAUGAAUGCACCCCUUGUGGACUUCUCUUUGUGAUUUCAUUUUUGACUGUAAGACUGAGCCUCACACAACUCAUCCAGCUCUUUUCUAACCACAAUCCAUAGGGUUUCCUUGUUUUAGGCAGUGACAUGUCCAGAAAUUCCAAUAGUAAAGCCGGAGAACCAGUAUUUAAAAACAGCAGGAAAAGGUACAAAGAUAGCCCAAAGAGAGGAUCAUUGCUACGACUUUACUUGUAUUAUACUUUUUCUGAACACUACCAACCGAGUAGAAAUUGCUCAUGGCAACAAACACAGGUAAGACAUUGCUUGUGUGUAGCUUCAGAAACUGAUGCAAGCCUGCAGAGUUAUGCCGUGACUCGCCGUGCAAAAAGUUGCAGUCAUGUUAAAGAGCCCAGAUGUUGCAAACCCACACAAAGCUCUCCCAUGUUCUUGCACCAGUAAUGGAAUUCAAAUAUUUAUCACAUGCCGCUCAUAUAAUUAUUUUACACAUGUGCUGCCAGCCUUGACACACCAGUGUAAUUACCAAACAUGAAUUCAUGGAAGUAAAUACAUUCACCUUGUCAGAUAAACCCUCUGCCACUUGAAAUGUAUUCUGCAAGGGGAGUGCUGUUAACCUUCAGGUGGAAGACACUGUCUGUAUAUAAAGGCACAGGUGCGGUACAUAGAAAGGGUCGUCACUGAAUAAAUGUCACAGCAGUUUCAUGGAAAAUGGUAGAAAGCGUAAGGUGAAUGUUGCUUAUAUGGUUACGUUUGUUAUCCUGUUGAUUCUACUGCCAUCCACAUCAACCGUGCAUCUUAGUGACUACUUAGGCUGGAUUUACACUACAGACCAGUUGCUUAAAUUAUAAGAAUGUACAGUUUGCACUGUUGGAUCUUAAGGAGGUUCUUAGUAUAGCUUAAAAUGGAAAAAGAAUAAAUGGGACUGAGAUGGAAAGUUUUAUUUGAGUAAACAAGCAUUAGAGUGGUACUAAUGGCUUCCAGCAUUACUGCGAGAUCUCACCUGAGAUGUUUUCCACACAGUAUAGCGGAGUGGCCACCAUUUUGAUAUGGGCUGCUUUUUCCUUCUACGGAACAAUGGCUUUUCAGGUUGUACAGGGGCAUCAAACGGCUCCUGGCGAUGUGGAGAUGUUGGAGGGGGAAACAUGACUGAGAAACCUCAUGACUGGCUUUUUCAACAGGACAAGGCUGCAGUUCACAAUGCCCGCUGGACAAAGGGCUGCUUUCAGAGGAGAACAUUUGGGGAUGCCAGCAAAUGCUCUCCACUAAAGCCAUCUUCACCACCUGGAGCAACAUUCCCACAAGCCUCCUGCUAACAUGACAUCGAGCAUACCCAAACUAAUCUUUGUGAUUAACAAGAACGGCAGGAGUCCUUUUUUGAUUAUUUUAUUUAUAAUUUAGGGCGGUUUUGUUCUAAAACUUUUGAUCGACUGAGGAACAGUUAUAUUUUUUUGUGGCGCUUUUUGCAUUUUGAAGCUCUACUUAGAACCUUCAUAAGAUCCAACAGUGCAAAAUGUAAAUUGUUGCACUUUUGUUCUGAAAAUUUUGAACAAAAGUGCAUAAAAGCUACAUUAUAUCCCUAUUUUUUGUUCUAUGUUAUGUUCUAAAUUUACCAGGGUAUGGCGAGUGAUUGACACCCCCAUACAAACCGAAAAGGGAUUGUACUAAAGCACAGAUUGACUAGAAUGGAGGCCAAUAAUGGUACAUGUCGAUUAGUGAUUCACUCUUGACGUGUGAGUGUGCAUGGUGUGUUGACAUGAAAUACUGGAAUACAAGGCAGCGAUGAAAUCGGAUCUUCUGCGUCAGACGUAAUGAAUUUGACAGAUGAAAAUAAAGCUUCCAACAUGUCUGUCUAGACCUGUCAUGGCGAAUCGAGAAAUCGCUGAGACGCAUCUGCAGUUUGAGGAGGAAGGGGCGGUGCUCGUUUAUUCAAUGACCAUUACAUAACCAAUAAAAAUUGAUGUGGCAUUACCAGCAGUUUCUCCUUUGGACAUGUUCCCAUCAACAAGAAAGAGGUUUUCGGAAGACCCGGAACUUACGUAUGUAGUAGUUGCACUUCAUGCUAACUGUUAAGCAACCUGAGGUCAAGUUGACCUUUCCUUUAGUGCAGUUGGAGUCCACAGAAAAGAUUAAUUCUUCAAUAUUCGGAGUCCCCAAACCCUCGGAACUGACAAAAAUAUCCCUUUUUUUUAUCCCUGUGUUCCCUUUGCUGGGAAACUUAGACUUCCUCCUAUUUUUCUUACUCUUUUGCUUUGUGUCUUACCCAUAAGCCAGUCAGCAUGAAUACAUAUUUGUACAGUAUCUGUCCUUUAUCGAUUUGCUGCACUGUUAUUCCAUGGGGGUGUCACAUGUGAGCAUUGUUGCAAAAUAUCCCAUUGGAUGUGGGUUUCAGUUUCUCUUUGCCUCACAUAACUAUGGUGUUUAAGGACCCUCAAACAUAGUGUAGCAUCUCAGCACUCGGCGAAAAAACAUAAUCAGUGAGGCCUGAUCAGUGAUCAGUGAAGACAGAUAUAUGUAAACAUUGUAGGCUGGUACAUGUGUGCUGUAUAUUUUACCUGUAUUAUCUAUUAUUUGUAAAUUCUUACUGACUUGGGGUGAAUGCAGUGUGUUUUCUGCAGAAAAAUCGUAUUUUCUGCGAAAAAAAAAAUUGCUUGACUGAAAAUAUGCACAUUGCGAAUGUGCGGCGAUCCACUGUAUAUUCGUUAUCACAAUAAUCACAUGUAUUUUGCGUGUCGACAGGGAAAAAGUGGCUAUAGGCACUAACUUGGAAUUGGCCAUAGUGAGCUGCAGUGUAAAUCCAGUUUGAGUUAAUCCAGGGAGAGCUGUAUCAGGGAAUAGACAUUUUUAUAAGCACCUCUGAACAGGGAAUACUUCAUUCUUGAAGUUACACUCAUUUUUAACUAUGUUGAAUUUAUCAAACUCUAAUGAAAGACAAAGUAUAUAUCAGACGUGAAAUAGAAGAACAGGGAUAGUAAAGCCAGGGGAGAAGAUAAAAGUGCAGACGUGAGUAUUAAGACAAUUAUAAGUCAUUAAGCAGACACCAAUUUGGAACAAAAACACAUUUGUUCAGUCAAUUACCGAAAGUAACAAUGAACCAUUUGGUCACGACAUGAUACUUCAAACAAGUCACAGUGACUUUUUCCACAUGUCAGGGAAUCAUCCACAUUUUCUAAUAAUGCAUGGCUCUUAAUGAUAAAACACAAAUUCUAGUGUUUGUAUUACAUAACUUGUUUGCUCUUUGGUCAAAAAUUCAAAAAACACAGUUGAGUUGUGUCUUUCAUAACACACUCCACUCAUUAUCAUCCACUUUUUUCACUUUUGAAAAAAAAAUGUUGGUGCCUGCACAAUAUGUUUGUCCAGGAGAUGACUCAGACGGGUUUUGUCAUAGUUUAGUUCUCUGCUUUUAUGGGAGAGCAAUUCAUUGGGCUCCAGCUUGGCUGCACGCUGGGGCUCCAUUAAGAGUUAACAUGUUUUUCAAUAGAAAAGCCCAUGUAACAAUAUUAGUGGAGAUGCUUGAUACUCACUUUCUUACCAAAGCAUAGAGCAGUGGUGUCCAAAGUGUGGCUUGCAGCUGUGCAAAGCAACAAAAAUGGAAAUUUUCAGAAAAUAAAGUCAAAAAUAUUAUGGGAAAAGUUGUAAUCCAUCCAUACAUUUUCUAUACAAGCAUGAUGGAGCCUAUCCCAGCUGUCUUCGGGCAAGAGGUGGGGUGCACCCUGGACUGGUCGCCAGCCAAUCACAGGGCAAAACUGAGAAUUGAAAGCAGAAAGAUUAUGUUUCCACCCAGUUUUGAACUGGGGACCUUUUGGUUGUGAGGCAAACGUAAUAACCAAUAAACGAUGGAAACCACAAAUUGUAAUCUAGAUUGGUAAUUUCACAAGACUACCAUAAUAAUAUGAGAAAAAAUUACAUAAUUUAAAUAUGAAAGAAAAAGACAUUAUAAAAGACGUUAUAAAAGUCAUAUUAUGGGAAUAAAGUCAAAAUAUGAGAAUAAACUCAUGAAAAUGUGCAAGAACAAAGAUGAAAUUGUUGGGAAAAAAAGCAUCAGCAAUGGAAAAAAAAUUAAUGUUUUAAAAGAAUACAAAUUAAAUAGGUCAAAAUAUUGAAAGAAAAAAGGCAUUUUCAGAUGCUUAAAAUAUAAACUUAGAAUAAAGUUGUAAAGUUAUGAGGAAAAAUUAUGUUUUUAAUAGAAUAAAGUCGUGAAUAGCAAAGAAAAAGGCUCUAUACAGCUGAUGACUUCCUUAGUAUAUGGGCGUAUCCUGGUGCAAGCUGUACAAGAUGAGUAGGACCAAUCGCAUUGGAGUAGGCAUGACUGAAGGUGGACCGUGGGUGGAAUAAAUAAAUUUUUUUGGAAAUCCAAGGAAAUACAGCAGGAAAAGGUUCUGGAAGCUCUAGAAAGCUUUCUGUGUAGUUCUGCUUUCAAGUGUAGUUGCGCUAUAGGAGUCCACAAUUCAAUACAAAGGGCUGAAAAUGAGCAUAAAAAACACCCUUUAAGUCAUAUAUAAUAGUCAUAUCACUAUAUAAUAGUCAAUAUUAUGAGAAUUGAACAAAAUAUAAUUUGGGGGAAAAUUAGGUUUGAGGAAAAAGUUAGGGAUGAUUAUGGGAAUAAAGUCAUACUGUGAGAAGAAAAUUAUUUAAGAAAAAAAAAAUUCAAUAUUUUGGAAAUCAAAAAAUAUAUGUGUCAAAAAUUGGGAAAAUGUGACUUAUAUGCUGUUUCACCUUUAUUACAAAGCUGAGAUGCAGUUUUUAAAUGAAAUGCAUACAGUACAACUUCUUCGCAUAUCUACGUGUGUUGCUUUACUAAAUAUCCUUUCAUUUUUCAAUAUGUGGAUAAAGUUUGGACACCUCGUGAUAGAAGGUCACAAGCAAGGUUCUUCACCUUGCAAGGAAAUAAAUCACACAGUAGUAGAAAGCUUUUUCCUCAAAGCGUUAGCUGUUACAAGGGCAAAGAUGCGGUAUUUCCAUUUUCAGUUGUCCCAAUCAUUAUCUCUGCUACUUGAGUUCUUAAUGUAUAGUAAAUAUGUGCAAAGAAGACCUUCUUUGCUUUCAGAGUCAAAAGUCAGUUAUGUAAGUCACUUUUCACCAUCCACUAUACAGCCCUAUUAGGACGCAUGUGUAUAAGUGCAGUGACAGUCAUUGAGAGUCACCAUAAAGCUUCAUAAUGGAUCUUAAUGGAAGACAAAAGCCAAUCAGCUGGAAGAGAAUACCUAUGGAAGCUCUCAUGCAGCAAUGGGGGCUUUUAGCUUUCGGAAUGCAAAUUCAACCACUUUCCUGCGUCGUUCUGCAAGGGGAAAUGUGUAACCCAACAUCUCACACAGAAACCCUUCGACAACAAGCACUAGGUUGCAAUCCCGCAGCCGGUAUGACUAACAUAUUGGCAUUCCACAAAUGUUACCAGAGCAAUGCAUCAAUGUUACAAAGGCAAAGGGUGCAAGUGUGCUGUCAACUGGUGGUGUUGACCUCACGUGACUGGAGUUCCUCUCGCCUCCUUUGAGGUGACGGCAGAAUUGCAUGGAGAAAAAAAUGGCAGCUGGAGUAGUACCAACAGAAAAGCUUGAAGGGAAUACUAAAAUACAUUGGAAAUUUGGAAAAAUUUACAGUAUCGGUCAAUGUUCUUUCAUUUUGAUUUCUAGCUGUAAUACCCAGUCUGCCGACAAAAAGAAAUAGCCACCGUUUUUCAGGUAUUUCAGGUCCCUCCGAAACCUUCCCCCUCUCCUGGAAAAAGUGAUGGAGAAGUUCAGAAAUUUCAUCCAAAAAGAACAUUGGUUAGUGUGAUAAACCAUCCACAAAUUUGAACGAUCCUGUCGUUUAAAAGAUCACAAUGGAGAAUCAUUGGGAACAGGAAUCAAAACAAGCUAUGUGAAUGGGAAUCAUUCAAAUUCAAAUGAUGCACAACUCUAAUGAAUGUACAUAAAGCAUUUAAAUUGUCCAUAGGUAUGAAUGUGAGUGUGAAUGGUUGUUUGUCUAUACGUGCCCUGUGAUUGGCUGGCGACCAGUCCAGGGUGUACCCCACCUCUUGCCCAAAGUCGGCUGAGAUGGCCUUGAGCAUACCCCCAUAACCCGAGUGAGAAUAAGCAGCAUAGAAGCAGGAUGGAUGGACUUAUAUGAAGUAAAAAGGGUGUGUGGUCCUGUGCGCUCUUAAAUAGCGAUUCAUUCUUUGGAUUGGAUUACGUGUGCCGUUUAAGGUUCCACUGUCAUCUAGAAAUGGAAAAAAAACAGAAUCUCCUGUAAGAAGAUCUCUUCAGUAUCUUCCGGGAGAAGAACUCCCUUUCAGGACUGAGCAUCUACUAACUCAAAUUUUUGUGUCACUUUAUUGGGUUCAUCUAAUUUCAUUUGGAGUAAUUAAAAUGUGGAUGGAAGAUUGACAGGUGAGGUCACACAGGAGACAAUGAUGUUCAGUGAGAGCAAGGUGAUGGAAAACCUGGAUAGGUGGACGAAUGAGCUGGAGAGGAAUGGAUGUCAGUCAGAAUACCUGAAAGGGUAGAGAUCAGGAAUGUGGAGAACUUUAAGUACUUGGGAUCAAUCGUUCAGAGAAACGAGUGUGGAGAAGAGGGUCAGCAAUCCUCUGUGACAAAAGAGCAUGAGGAAAAGUGAACGGAAAGAUUUACUGGACGGUACUUGAUGUAUGAUCCGGACACGGCAGCUGUCCCCAACAGACAACAGGCAGAGCUGAAGAUGCUUGGGAAUGAUCAUUCAUGGGAAUGAUGAGAAUGAACAGGAUUAUAAAUGUGUGAUGAUAUUAGGGGAAGGUUGCUGGAGAGGAAAAGAAGAGAAACAGUGAUUUUUCCAGAUGUGGUUAGAUAGUACAUAAAGGUGGUAGUUCUGACAGAGAAAGAUGCCAAAGACAGGAACGAUUGUUGGGAGUGAAAUUAAUUUUUUUGUUUCCAUUUUAUAACAUGUAAGAGUCGACAAGGAGGGGAAAAAGGUGCAAUGGCAUUUUAUUCAUUUUUCCUGAAAUCAGAUUGAAUCGUUAUUAGACAUAUCACAGCUUCCAAUAGGCUCCUAACCUGUUUUAGUACAAAGUAAACAUUGUGCUUUACAGGGUAUUAUUAGUGUGUUCAUGUUUUUUUCAAUUUUCAAUUUUUUUUCAAUUUUCAAUUAUUAGUCAAAUAGACUGCAUGGAGUGACAUUAUUACUUAUUUUUAUCCAGGCAAAGUCCUGAGUGGAUUGCAACCAACCAAUGGAGAAUCACUGCUCGAUACGUUUCUCUAAUUGACUUGAUCAGUUACUGUGUGUACUGUCUCUCAGUUGUCAUUUGAAUGCAAGGCCGGCUCCUGGUAAAAAAAAAAUCGAUGCGUUUGUUUAGGGCCACACGAUAAGAAAAUCAAUUUAGAUGCACACUCUUAAUAUUUUCAAUAACUGGUGGCAUUUGAAGGGAUUAGCAACGUAUAAAAUCAAACCACAGUGAUAUUAACAACUGAAAUGGGACCACAAACAAAAUCUGCUUGAAAGACUUCAUUCAAAGAGCAUUAGUGGUGAUUUUGCAAAGACCAUCAUUACAUUGACUAAACUGAGCUUUGUGUGUUUACGGCUGAUGUGAACGAUGCUGGCAAGAGUGUGACUGUUGCUGCAACAAUUAAUUCCUAAUUAAACGAUCAAUUUUGGUAUUUUAUAAAAAAAAAAUAUAAUUUCAAAGUUGAAAUAUCCUCUGUCUCUCAAAUUUGAAUAUUUUUUAAAUCUCCUUACUCCAAAUAUAACAAAAGAGUCAGAUUAAUCGACUAAGAAAUUAAUUGUCAAGUCAUUAGUUGCAGCUUUAAAGCACUGAUUAAAUGCAGAUUUGAUUACUUGUCUUUAAAAAAAUUAAUAAAUCAACGCUCCAGCCAUAAAAAUGACUGAAAUGUCCAUACGUCCAUAAAAAGGCCUGUGGAUGGUUUAUCUCCCCAAGUGGGGCAGAGCUACUUUAUUUAGAGUGUGUACUCAAUUUCUAAUUUCUAUAGCUUGAUUAUUCAUAUCACAAGCACGUGGAAAAGCACAUACUACCACAUCUGUGAGAAGGUGGCUAACCUAGAAAUAUUACUGUCUGUGUACUAUUGGACUUAGCUGAUGUUUUUUUUUUUAUUUUGUUUUUUUUUUUAUACCAGAACCCUCUGUGAUAAACAUAUUCCUAGUGUGUAUGUGACUGACUUUUAAAUUAUGUAUACUACAGCGCCAUCAAAACAGGGGCAGAUGACCAAGCACACUUUUACAAUGUAAUUAAUUACUACAAUGUAAAUUGCAUCAACAUUUUUGUUAUAGCCAAAUCACAUAAGAACACCAUAUAGUUUGUAUUUUCAUAGGGGACAGCUGUAAAUAGGGUAAUGAUGCUCCUUUUUCAAACUACUGUAUUUCUCUUUGCAUUUCAGUGACUUCUUUGCGAAACACAAUUUGUGUAAAUAGCUAUACAGUAUACAUAUAUGCAGUAUAUAUAUAUUAUGUACAUGUAAUUUGAAGACUUUUUCAAAUGCUUGUCUCUUUAGCGCAUCAUCCCUCCUGUGAUUGUACUUGCAGUACAACUUGGUGAAUUUUGACCUCUGCUCUUGCUCACUUUGAGUAAAAAAAAAAAAAAAACUCAUUAUUGUUAAUGUGUGUAUAAUAUGCUCACAUAUCCGCCAUAUUCAUCUCAGUAAUAUUCACUUCUCGGAUGUGUAAUAUAUUUUGUACCCGAUUUUCAAAAUGGAUUUACUAACAAAUAUUGAAUAUAUAGUAUCACUUCUCUUUUACUCACCAAUGUCACUUUAUGCUCUGAUAUUUAAGGACCUAUGAUUUGUUUUGCUGACUAUUUUAAUUUCAAUUUGUGGAUAUUUUUGGAGGUUACAAAAAGAUUCAAUCUGAAUUAUAAUUGAGGGGGGUCCCAAACCCCCCAAAACUGCAAUAUACUGAAUUGGUCAUUUAUGUACAUCACUGGUCUCUUACAGCUUGAAUAAUUGUUUAAAUAUUUUUUGUACACCAUAUCAUGCAUUCAUUCAUUAUUACAGUUUAAACAAGGGGUCUCAAAUGCAACAUACCCAAGAGCCGCCGGUGGUACAGUCUGGGUGAGGCUGGGCUACAUCGCCAAAACAGAACUUCAAUACAUCAGAAACGGCAGAAGGUCAUGACUCAACGUAACAGUCUGGCCCAUGGUAUCAUAAAAGAAAUAAUGCUCUAACCAUCACACAGCGACUUAACACACACAUACACGACAACUACUACUACUAGUGUAGAAUAACAAUUUUGAGCAACUAUUUUGGGGUGACAUGGCUUGCUGGUGCAAUCCUCCUUCCCCCCAUGCUGAAGUAUUCUUGCAUGACAUGCACUAUUUACAUUUAUAUGUAUUUUUACCCAUAGUGGUAGUAGUAAUAGUUGCCCUUUGUAUGUGUUUGCACCACGAUUGUGGUUCUGCCGUGUACCUCCCCUAUUCAUUUCACUAUGACAAGCUCACAACAACUUCAGUGUUGACUAUUGCUUACUCAGUUGAAGAGUCUUCUCCUUUAAGCAAGCUGACAUGACACUUUGAUCUUAAGGGCCAUUAAACAUUUCCGCAAGUUUGAGUCCUCUGGUCUAAACUGUGAAGAAGGUUAUAAAUUUCACAACCAUUUCAUGGAUGCACAAUUUUCCAAACAGACUGAAGCACAACUUGUAAAUAGAGAAAGUGCAAGGAAGCAAUUACACUGUAGGCUCAUGACUACUGAGAUUCUGUUUCAAUGUUAUUGUCAAGAGCAAAAAAAAAAAAAGUUUGGUUCAAUGUAAUGUUUGUAUAUGCCUAAUAUGGUACGCUUGGUUCUGUACUGAUAUCACUACUGUUAUUUGGAAAUUGUGUUUGCACAGAUUAUUUUGGAAGCAAACCUAAUCCCACAAAAAAUGUCUAACAUAUUCAUUUACAGCAUUUUAAAAUCCACAAUUCGAAAGGAACUCAUGAGAACUGUCAUUCAUGUUGUUGUUUUGAUAAUUAGAAUGAUUAAAGACUACUUUUUAGGUCAUUGUUUCUUUUCACUGCCUUUCCAAAAAAUAAGAGCGAGAUAUACUGUAUACUGCAACAAUGUAACCACACGGUUUUGUUACAUGAAUCUGUCAAAACUAUAUUUUUAAUUCAAUAUAAAUAAAGAUAAGUCAGUAUUUAAAGAACAAUGGCUAGGCCUAUUACCAAGUCGUUUGGCUCUGUUAUGGAAAUGUUUUCGCACCAUCAGUGACAGACUGGACGUUUUCUCCCAUCAAGUGUCAUAUGUCAUUGUUGUACUACUGCAAUAUUAGUACCAUGUUUCAAGGACACAACAAUAUAUGCAACAUUAUAACCGUCAUCACUGCUUUAUUCAUGUCCAGGUCAUUGGGGCAGUCUCCUCCAGUUCCAUUAGGACGAUUACAUGGCGUUCCGUGUUGAAGCUGUGAAAUGUCAUUCUUGAGUUCUGCUCCUGUUCGACACGCCCCAAAAUACUACUACUCAGGAGAUAUACUAGAAGAUGCGCUGUAGAUUGGCUCCUUGGAGAUUGUGGAUGUGCUGUGGUUCUACUUCUGGAAGACCACACUUGUCACCUCGCUAAAGGGGGAUUUCACACACCUUUUGCAGGACCA
Molecule: messenger RNA, 15038 nt
Organism: Doryrhamphus excisus (bluestripe pipefish)
Lineage: Eukaryota; Metazoa; Chordata; Actinopteri; Syngnathiformes; Syngnathidae
Gene: erbb4b
Product: erb-b2 receptor tyrosine kinase 4b
Biological process (GO): negative regulation of apoptotic process; positive regulation of kinase activity; neurogenesis
Cellular component (GO): basal plasma membrane; plasma membrane; signaling receptor complex
Molecular function (GO): transmembrane receptor protein tyrosine kinase activity; ATP binding; epidermal growth factor receptor binding
Source: RefSeq, a predicted model, not a curated record